UUGUUACCGAAAUUUAUUUAUAUUGAAAAAUGAAAAAUAAAAACCGGGACCGGCACGUUUGACGGGGAUGGCACGUGUGAUUGAAUGAUUAUCCAGAACCAAAAAAAUGAAACGAUAAAUAGGUAAACUAAGCGAUACGAUAGCAUUACUUUGAUUCGCGUGAUAAUGGGCGGGGGAGGAACCAUGAGGACGGCAGCCAAACUCGCUGGAAUCGGUGUAGCCAGGUCGGGAUUCAGGGGAUCACCGGCAUCAUACUCGGUAGAACAUUCUGUUCGUAACUCGUCGCGUGCGUCAUCUCCUACAAGAGUUAUAUCGCAGGGAGCGAAAACCACUGACGUGAAGCCGCUGCAUACAUCUGUAUCGGAGGAUUUGAAUGACUGGGAAUUCGCUGAUGAAGGCGAUCUGUUUAUGUCCGGUGGAGAGCCUAUGCCGAGAGUGGUGUUCGGUGAUGUUCCUACCUUUCAAGAAGCAAAGGAAGCUACUGCUGAAUUGAAGGAUGCUAUUGAUCAAAUUUACCUUUCAUCUGGUAAUUCUCGAUUUGAGGGCUCAUCUCCUGGUAGCGAACUAUCUGUUCUGUCUCCUCCUGCUAAGGAACCAGUGACCAAUUCUAAUUCUUGUCUUGUUGAGGCUAUUUCAAAUCCCUCAGUGCCUAAGCAUGCCAUUCAUGCUUUUCAAUUGCUUAGCUCAAGUGCUGAGGCCCAGACUGUUGUUCAAUCCAUUGCCUGUGACCCUAAUAUAUGGAAUGCUGUCAUGCAAAAUCCUGCAGUCACUAGUUUCUUCGAAUCACAGCUGGCAGCUGCCGAGUCAACAAACGGUGCUGCUUUUUUCGCUUCUGAAGCUGUAGAAACUCCUGAAAAAGAGAAAGCAAACGAGUCUCAGUUAGACACUGUUUUUGAUUUUAUGGCUAUUCUGCAGAAUUUGAAGCUUACAGUUACUGAAAUGGUAAGCAGAAUGUCCAAUUUCUUUCAGAACAUAUUCCCAACCGCUGAGAAAGACAAAUCUUCAGCUGAUGGAGCAAAUUUCAUGGAUUAUAAAAAUUUGAUGGGAGAAAGUUUCAUGGGAUUGGCAGUUAUGGUGAUUAUGGUUGUACUGAUGAAGAGAGUCUAAACACUCACCAGACAAAUAUUACGCAAUCCGUCGAGCUUUCUUGUCGUUUUAAAUGCUUGUUAAAUAUAAUAAAUACAUUUGAAGCAACAACUUAUGAUCUAGGUAGGCAGUGUAGCUAUUUGCUACUCCUUUAUGCAUUCUCUUAACAUUUGAAGUAUUAGUAUUUUUGUUUGAGUAAAAGUGAAGUCUUGAUGCA
Molecule: messenger RNA, 1303 nt
Organism: Trifolium pratense (red clover)
Lineage: Eukaryota; Viridiplantae; Streptophyta; Magnoliopsida; Fabales; Fabaceae
Exons: 4
Coding region: 166-1107 (313 amino acids)
Source: RefSeq, a predicted model, not a curated record